UCAGUGGGUAAUGGCUUUUCCAAAUAGCCCUCAGGAAGUUCAUAGUUUAUAUUUUGUACGUCUAUGAUGGUGUCUGCUGUAUGUAACUCGUAUAUAGACAAAAUCUUCUAUGAGUGUUGGUUCUGCAUACAGAGCCCCUUUCAUUGUUUAGUUUCAGGAGCUCUUCUGGCAUACUGCAGUUGUAGUUGAGGUUCCACGCCAAUUUUGUUUGAUUUUGGGUAAAAUUGGAAGCGAGUGCUUGUCAAAAGGUUAAGCUACAUCUUUGUGUCAAGACUUGAAUGUGGAUUCAACUAGCACAGUGGUUUCACAGCAAUUCUUGCUGAAACCAAGAUUGCAAUAUCUGGCAGCAUAUGGAGAAUGUGGCGCUGAAGUUUGCCAAGAAGGUAAGAAAUGACCUGCCGUUGUGGGAGUCACUCUUGUACUGCCUGAAGUUGGCAGAAUCUCAGCUCUUGAUACAUCUUCUGGAUCUUUCGCUCUGGCGUAGAUAGAGCUGAACUCUAUAGUCAUUAUCUUUUUGAGAGUCGUCGUUUCCGUGGCGUGAGUCGCCUUAGGAGUAACAAGUUACCCAGAAAGGUUACAUGGCCAAUGUAGGAUCUUCCUUGGUACACAGAUACAGUCUUACUCUGCUGUCGUCUGCAGUCAAAUAGCAUCUAAACGAAGUGGAUUCCUGAAUGAUCAGAAGGUAACACAGUCUAUUCUGUCCAUUUUUAAGCAAACUUUUAGCUACCUUAACCCAAUCAGGGCUGUAUUUUCAAAGAAAUGAACCAGUAUGCCCAUUCAUAAAACCCUACAGGAUUUGAGGAGACUAUGUUAAACAAAGAAUAUAGUCAGCGUGAAUCGUAGAUAACAAGCAAACACAGAGACAAAGAUAGCGUUCACUUGGUAAUAAUUCCUUAUCAUCUGACAGACAAAGACAAGUGAACUUAUCAGCUCAAAGAUUCCUAUAUUGUGGCGACACCUGGAGAUCUGACACGGUGUCAUAACGGCGAUAAGAUCAUGAGGAUUAAGGAGAGAUUACUUGAACUAAAGUUUUCUCAGAUUAUGGGGGUCCCAUAGCUUAUUCCCCCCAUUUAUAUUAACGAUCCUUAGGCUCCAUAUACUCGAGUCCUAACACGUAUAGCUGAACCUCUACUGUAGAGGUGUAAUAUUUUCAAACUUUUUUUACCGACAGUUUCCGUGUCAGCGCAGAAUGACCUCGCUUGGUCGCAGUGCUUGGCCUUUGGCCUACGUUCCACAUCCAAUUCAUAGCUGCCCUCAACUAUCAAAUCUAGAAACACCUUCAGAAUGAUACUACAGAUAAGAUAAGAUAGGUUCUUGCUAAACUCUCAUUCACAUAGAGUGGAGUAGUAUUAUUUCAGGACCUCUUUUAGACAAGUGUGUCUUUAUCAGCUGUGAAAGUGUGGGUGGAAAGUGUGAUAUUAUUCGUGUACAAGGAUCUUUUGUUAAGCGAGGCUAAAGGAUGCUGGGAGGACAGGAAGGAGUCCUUCGCUUGCCCAGACAUGAAAGAGACAUGAUUGUAAACUUUGCAUGAGAGAGAGAGAGAGAGAGAGAGAGAAUUAACAAUAGGUGUAAUCGAUCAUACAAAUUCAAAUCAUGACUCUCUCUCUCUCUCUCUCUGGAGGAAGAAGCUGGCAAAUAAAAUUUUGAAAAAGUAUUUCUCCUCAGGUUCAGAUUUUUAAUAAAAGGUACUGAUUCUCAGCUGUUCUACUUUUCUUAACUUGUCGAUUUUACGAAAAAAAAAAAGUUUGUGGCGUUUGGGAAUGACUGUGAAGUACACACAGAAGGUCGCCAGUCAAAGAGGCUUCGGGUCCUUCGCGAAACUACUACUCAGAUGGCGCGGAACACUCUACAAGAUGGUGUGGCAAGAUGUUCUUGUUUAUCUCAUCCUUUACUACAGCAUCUCCCUCCUUUAUCGCUUGGCCCUCGAAGGAGACUCGAAGAAAACAUUCGAAGACCUCGUCCUGACGUGUGCCCGUUUUCGAGAUCUGAUCCCCGUAUCGUUCGUUCUGGGGUUCUACGUAUCUCUAGUCGUGGAUCGUUGGUGGGGGACAUACAAGAGUAUUCCCUGGCCGGACACGACGGCCAUUUUGGUCGCAACGUACAUCAAGGGUCAGGACCCCGAGGCUAGGCUGAUUCGCACUACGGUCCUCAGGUACGUCAACCUCGCAAUCGCCAUGACCUUCUCCAUGAUAUCUCCCGGGGUCAAAGACCGCCUGCCAACGCUCCAACACUUUGCCGGUGCAGGAUACCUGACUGACUCAGAACUGAAGAUUCUCGAGGACCUGGAAAGCCGUGUCGGGGUACACAAGGCUUACGUCCCGACUUUGUGGGCAUGCAAGCUGGUGGAGAAGGCGAGGAGGGAAGGUAGGAUACGCACGGACGGGCUUGAGAAGGUCAUCGUGGAAGCCAUACUUAACGUCAGGGGUAAAUGUGGAGAGCUUAUGGGCUGGAAUGAGCACAACAUUCCCUUGGUGUAUACACAGGUAGUGACUAUCGCCGUGUACUCCUUCUACGUGUUCUCCCUCCUGGGGGAACAAAUCCUAGACCCAUCACAGGGGUAUGAUGGCCACACCAUAGACAUCUACUUCCCGGUUUUCGGUAUUCUCCAGCUGAUGGUGUACGUUGGUUGGAUCAAGGUAGCAGAGGCUCUUCUCAAUCCAUUCGGGGAUGACGACCACGAUUUCGAGUUUAUACCACUCUUGGACAGGCAUCUAAAGAUGUCUAACCUUCUAGGGAACACGGAAGAGAGCGAAUUGCCUCCCUUCAUCCAGGAACCGCCUGGAAAUGGCACCACGACCCACAACAGUCGCCUUAUCGACUCUGGAGACUUCGUUAGAUCGACUUCCUUUCAGACGAUCGACAGCUGCAACUGAGAGGGGGAGGGGGGAGAGAAUCCGGAUCUAUUAAAGU
Messenger RNA from Macrobrachium nipponense, 2910 nucleotides. Its product is annotated as bestrophin-2-like. The coding region runs from base 1761 to 2873 and encodes 370 amino acids. The transcript is spliced from 7 exons. Lineage: Eukaryota; Metazoa; Arthropoda; Malacostraca; Decapoda; Palaemonidae. The record is from RefSeq and is a predicted model, not a curated record. Gene Ontology annotation, molecular function: chloride channel activity.